Messenger RNA from Mercurialis annua (annual mercury), 724 nucleotides. RefSeq names its product ubiquitin-60S ribosomal protein L40. Bases 78 to 464 code for a protein of 128 amino acids. Gene Ontology annotation, molecular function: ubiquitin protein ligase binding; structural constituent of ribosome; protein tag activity. The transcript is spliced from 5 exons. The record is from RefSeq and is a predicted model, not a curated record. Gene Ontology annotation, cellular component: nucleus; cytoplasm; ribosome. NCBI's taxonomy places the organism in Eukaryota, Viridiplantae, Streptophyta, Magnoliopsida, Malpighiales, Euphorbiaceae. Gene Ontology annotation, biological process: protein ubiquitination; modification-dependent protein catabolic process; translation.
GCAUCCUUCAACCCCAACUAUAUAAACAUAGCGACGCCGAAUCCCAGAGAUCUUUCUUUGUUUGGAAACAAAAAAAAAUGCAGAUAUUCGUCAAAACCCUAACCGGGAAAACAAUCACUCUCGAAGUCGAGAGCAGUGACACUAUCGACAAUGUCAAGGCCAAGAUCCAAGACAAAGAAGGAAUUCCACCUGAUCAGCAGCGAUUAAUCUUCGCUGGAAAGCAACUCGAAGAUGGCAGGACUUUGGCUGAUUACAAUAUCCAGAAAGAAUCGACUCUUCAUCUUGUGCUGAGGCUCAGAGGAGGAAUUAUAGAGCCAUCUCUCAUGGCUUUGGCUCGCAAAUACAAUCAAGAGAAAAUGAUUUGCCGCAAGUGUUAUGCUCGUCUGCAUCCGAGGGCUGUUAACUGCAGGAAGAAGAAAUGUGGGCAUAGCAAUCAGUUGAGGCCCAAGAAGAAGGUCAAGUAGACUCUGGCUGAGAUUUGUCAUUUACAUUUCUUGGUGUUAUCUGUGAACUGUAUUGGACCAUGCUCCUUUUUGUUAACUUUUUUUACUUUAACUGGUGGUAAAUUUUGGUUGAAUGCUAUUGAAUGAUAAAAACUUAAUUUUACUGGUAUUGUAGGAACCAUACACAAUAUAUCGCUAGCUCAAUAGAACCAAUUGAUCUGUGUAUGAUUACAAAUUGAGAGAAAUUGUAAAAUUUCCAAAUUAUAUUCAGGUAUUUACUA